AUGAAUUUAGAGGAUAACUUGGAUUAUAAGAAUUUAGAGGAUUUAAACGAAACUUUUUGCAGUGAAUAUGAGGAUUACAGUGAAUAUGAAAGUCUAAGUAGUGUAGAAAAUAAUGAAUCUUUAGAAUCUUUAUUUGAAUUAGAUUUCAGUAUGCUUGCAAGUGCAAAAAAAUUGGCUCAACAAAAUAUUUCAGAAGAUGAUGAUCAGGACGAUAUAAGUGAUGAAAAAAUUUGGGAGCUUGCACAUUUAUUGAUUAAUGCUUUUGAAUCAGAAAAUCCUUUUGAAAAUCUAAUAUUUGAGUUCUGUAACAAUAUAAAUGAUGAAGAAAUUAAUCAAUUAGUUAAUACAUAUGAUAUUGGAAUUAAAAAACUACAAACAAUAGUAAAUCAAGAAAUUCUUUUAACAGAAAAUUAUACAACUGUUGGAAGAAGGGCAAGAAAUAUUACACGUGUCACA
Funneliformis caledonium is the source of this 456-nucleotide messenger RNA. The record is from the annotation of a GenBank genome assembly. NCBI's taxonomy places the organism in Eukaryota, Fungi, Glomeromycota, Glomeromycetes, Glomerales, Glomeraceae.